AUGGCCCGGUCGAGACCGUACCUUGGCGCUCCACUCCACACAGCAAAUGAUCAGGUUUUAACCAACAACAACAAUGGCAGAGGCAGAGGUCCCAGUGCGCAUGACCUCUGCCGACAGCCCGGUCUGUCACAGAACCCUGAAAUGUUGGCAUUUGUUAUGAUGCGAAAAUCUAAUAACACAUGCCAGAAUUUGAUGUGGCCUCCGUGUUGGUCCGGCGCAUUUACCACGUGGCUCUUUUGAGGGUCACUUAGCUCAAACACGUACAUCUAAUCGAUGCAAGCCACCAAGUCGACGCCAACGAAGCCUUUUAAGUUAUCCACGGGGAGCCAGCACACUAUUCUAAAGGCCUAUGCAAACUGGCGCGGGCAUCAUACGAGGCAGUGGUUAUUCGGUUAGCGAAUUCAGAGCUCUUUUGUCGGAAGGUGCUGAUAGAGGCAGCCCGUCUUCCCUGGCCGAAUCCAGGUGGUGAUUACACGCCGCCCCAACACCCUGAGAACAUUCACACGCACUCCGUGUGUUCGACACACAGACAGCGUUCCCAGUCAAACGCGAACCCCUCCCUUUCCCCUCUAUCCAAGCUCCACCGUCCUUAACACACUGACUCCGUCAUGCAUGCGGCAAGGGAACAACGAAUCUGACUAACCCUGCCCCGAAACGCAUGUAAAUCCUGUCCACAAUUCAUAAGUUCAUCAUCCAUGUAAUUGUACCUGCCUGAUGAUGAAUUACUAAAACCGUAUGUUUACAACAUUAUUUUUGAAACGCAACAUGGGAAUUUUCGCAGAACACUCCAAAAUGACCUGAUAUAAGUAACGAAAUUCACUCGCUCUCCUUAGUGUCUUCUCGAACAACCCUUGGACUGCAGGUUCCCGCUUUUUUUGGUGGAGCUCUGAAAGUAAAGAUCUCUGUAUGGUUCAAAAGUCUUGAAAAUGACAGGCGUACAUAACUAGGGAUGAACUUAUCUGGAUCGUCAUCUUGCAAAAAAGACAUAUCAAACCAACUGCAGGAUCUGAUGGUCAGUGGCAGUUGUCCACAUCCACUGGAUGACAGUUAUGACCCCAGUUAUUAGACACUCCCGCGCUUAUUAUUUAUAACUGGGAGCGUUCAAUAGUUCUGUCAGGAACCGGCCCCUUCACGGACGGUUAUAUCACGAAAGAGGACACAACGUAUCACUGGGGUUUGCCUUAAAAGUCUGUACCCCUAACAGAGAGUUGAUCCUUGAUUGACCUUGAGCAUGAACUUAGCUCUGAGGACAUGUUUCGGCUAGAUCGCAGUUGGUAGCCAGGAAUGGGGACGCGUACGGCGCUCUGAACCCUAAUCCUAACCUUAACCCUAGCCCUAACCUCAACCUUAUACGUUAACCGUUAACCUUAACGGCAACCCUAAUCGAAAUCGUAAACGCAACCGUAGCCCUUAGACACAGCCGUAACUGGAAAACCUAACCGGAAUACUGAAGCCUAAUCGUACGCUCAAACCUUAAUCGUAACCCGAAAAUCUAAGCCUAAAGGCAUAACCCUAACCCGAAAAUCGGAAGACAUUAACCGGUACCCUAAUCCUAACCUCAAUCGUAAAACGGAAGCCAGAUGGGUCAGAUGUGAUCAUGGAAUUCCAUAAAAUAGCCCCAGUAAACAAAUCCCCACGCCACCUGUAAUACGGGCCCGGCUACCAACUGCGAUCUAGCCCAUGUUUCAGUGGCACCUUUCAUACAAUCUUCGUGGUCACUCGAUCAAGCUACGGACAACAAUGUCCAGGCUGAAUCUUCGUUCUGAAUUUUUCACGCAAAUGGUAGUGGAAAAAUGGAACGAUCUCUCUAAGUCAACCCUCGACAGUCUGAAUAUGAGCUUUCUACCCCGCGACCCCGCAACUUUUGCCUCUGAGACAAUGUUACUCAGACGAAUCAUGCACUGUUUAAAUAACGAUAUUUUCAUUGUUCGUGUACAGUUAGUUCUAGCGAGCUGACAUGUAACCAAUAGGGUUUUCAAAGGCUCUGCCUUUUAUCCUUACCAAAUAAACUAAACUGACCCCACAUAUGCCGUGUCUACCUCACUAGUCCUCCUGGCCAUUCUUCUCGGAGAUUUGUUUUCGAUAUCUGGGCCAGUUGCCUCUACGCCACUGAAAGGACUAGGCCGAGGCUGAUACACUUAGCAACCGGUCGAAGUUGUCAAUCCUCCUGAUGUAAGCAUCGACGAUGACUGACAGGUGGCGAGACACUGACGUAGUUCGACUGGAUGGACUGCCUAUCGGAUGGGACUCGUCUGUAAACCAUAUACGCCGUGUGGGAGCACACAUUGAGGUUUAUUUGUACAGGAGACCCAUGUUGUAGUUGUACGAUCACUCCAGAUCCUUCGGUGCAGUUGGCUUGUGGCAGUUCGCGUCUCCUUGCCCUCCGCCUUUGUCACGCUGCUUUCCUGUCCGCCUCACACGCCUUGUCGAUACGCUGUUGGGACGCGCGAGGCUUGUCACUAGCCUCGCAAAUGCUCCAGGCCAACCAACGCUGUUCCCCUUCUGAUUGGCUGGCGGGCGCGGAGACAACGAAGGGUUCACACACGCGCUGGGUCACAGCACCUAGAAGGCGGACACGGACUACACAACUGGCUUGGAGAGCGCGCUCGUGGCGACCGCUUACGGAGCUUCGUAUACACACUUCCACAGCACUAAAGGUUGUCCAACUAAAUCCGUCUUCCUUGACUUUUGAUUUGGGAAUCCCUGUCCUGUUGACCACAAAACUUUCGACAUCCUCAGCCGCAGAUGCACUGUCGGCAAUUAACACAUACGAAGAUGUAGCAGAAUAAGCGACGCUAAAUGGGGCAGGUGCUGCAGGCAUGACCACGGUGCUAACAAGUCGCCAUAGUCGGUCCCCAGCAAACGCAUUGACGAACUUCAUAGAUACUUCUGAUUCGCCACGUUAGGGCACGCGAAUAAUUCUGAACCCGAUCUGCCGAUGCACUUGUAUUCAGGGUUUCCAAGAUACAAGGCGUAUAUUUUCCGCAUACGGAAAACCAUGCACUUCUCUAUGGUAUGAAGAGGAGAUCAUAUGGGGCUCAUAAAAUUUAGCAGUGGAUUUGGACCAUAUUUUAAACUUACAAACAACAUUAGUCGACGCAGAUACACGAUGCUUUAUGAACGGGCAUUUUACGGUAUUAAAAAAUCUCAUAAUUAUAAACUUUUUUAAAAACCGAAUUAUACCCUUCUUUUGAGUAUAAAAUUGGAAGAAGACGUAAUUUCUUGCCGAAUGAGCAAAGCAAGGAAUAUUUUUAUGCAUGUUUUCCAUGAAAUAUAAUUGGAUUUUCAAGGACAUCGGAAGUCAAUUAAAAAAAUUCAUGCUACUUAAGUGAUCACUUUUACAGAGUGUAGUUUAUACGUAAGGUCAGGAAGGUCUUCGUUCAAAAGCCGAUAUCUUAAGGUAACUGAGUUAUUAUAGAGUUAUGCUGCAUACCAAUCUUCCGUCUAUUAUAGGCUAGUUUCAGCGUUUCAGCAUUGUCUCCCGACUAUCCACUCCGUGAUGGCCGCUCUGGAGGCCCGUCAGCUUCUAUUAUUCACUUGUAAAUAGGGCUUUUUUUCUGGUUAGCAUCAUACAUACCAACUAUGCAGAAUUCCCUCUUUCUACGAUCGACAUUGUACUCCCGCUGGCUAACUAGUGUUCCGUCAAUUUUCAAUUCGAUUUCUGGUCCACUUAACGGUCGUGUCUACCUGAUUAAGGUAUUCGAACAGACGUUGCGGCACAUCUCGUACCGCUCGACUGCCGUCGCGUGGCCCUCUCCGACGUCCUUCUGGAAUCUCUUUAUUUUUUUUCACUUCAAGGAAUGCCAUACAUUUUCUUAUUAUCCUUCUUAUCAUUAUGUGACUAUUUUCACAGACAGACGCCUUUCUAGUUGCCUUGUCGAAAGUGGUGUCGUCGACAAGACAAAUAUUCCCAACCAUAAGUCAGGGAAGACGGAGAAAGUUGGACAACCUUUACUGUUUUGGAAGUGCUUACACAAAGGCUCUGUAGGCAGUCGCCGCGAGCGCGCUCUCCAAGCAAGUUGUGUUGUCUGUGUCCGCCUUCGAGGUGCUGAGACCCAGUGAAGCGGCCGAGAACGUUAAGGGGUGGCACACACCAGAGUAAGGAAACGCCGAGAAGAGAUCCUGGCAGGGGUAGACCUGAACAGAACUGUUAACAUUCUCGAAACUCGUUCACACACAGCAGAAGAAGAGAGUACGUCGAGUAUGGGUAUAGUGUAAGGAAACAAAAUGAUAUGGAGCAUGUAUAUAACAAAUGUUAAUGUACAUGUGCGACGAGGAACAGCGAAUAAGUGACCUGUCUGGAUGGAUAGACGACCCUGAGAUACUAGCUAAACAGCCGGUGGGGAUGCAGUGCUGUGGGCAACUGCAGGGAAGGACCGAGGGGGAGCCGACGUUGAGUGAGAGAGCGAGAGAGAAUCGAGAGCGACGGUUCGUUGCGGUAGGGGGGGAGGGGUCGGCGGUAGCGAGAGGAAGGGACACUGGCCGUCUUCGCCAGCACACAGUUACGCCAUCUCCAUCCCAGGUCUGCGCGCCAACAGUGUCACGACAUUCAAAGAAGUCUGUUCAUGCCAAGGGGCGUUACACCAGCGCGUGUGUGUGCUUUUCGUUGUCCCCGCACCCGCCAGCCAAUCAGAGGGGGGACAGCGUUGAUUGGCCUGGAGCAUUUUCAAGGCUAGUGACAAGCCUCGCGCGUCCCAGCAGCGUAUCGACAAGGCGUGUGAGGCGGACAGGAAGGCAGCGUGGGAAAGGCGGAGGGCAAGGAGACGUGAACUGCCCCAGCCUUCCUCCUUCCACGAAAUUUUCGGAGUAGAUAAACUCUAUCACUUUGUUCGCCUCUGUCGGUAAAUCUACCUGCGCUCACCUGCGCCUCCUGCUGAUCUGCUCAGACUGCGUGGUGCUGUGAUACAAAACAUAAACAUAAUAAUUAGGGGGUCUGACGCUACAUUCAGCAACGGGCGAUUUCGCACAUUCCUCAUUUACCUACUACUACUACUACUACUACUACUACUACUACUACUACUACUACUACUACUACUACUACUACUACUACUACUACUACUACUACUACGACUACUACUACUACUACUACUACUACUGUUGCUACUACUACUACUACUACUACUACUACUACUACCGCUACUACUACUACCGCUACUACUACUACUACUACUACUACUACUACUAA
Molecule: messenger RNA, 5185 nt
Organism: Spirometra erinaceieuropaei
Lineage: Eukaryota; Metazoa; Platyhelminthes; Cestoda; Diphyllobothriidea; Diphyllobothriidae
Source: the annotation of a GenBank genome assembly